Cladophialophora immunda is the source of this 973-nucleotide messenger RNA. RefSeq lists its product as uncharacterized. Bases 104 to 589 code for a protein of 161 amino acids. Gene Ontology annotation, cellular component: nucleolus. NCBI's taxonomy places the organism in Eukaryota, Fungi, Ascomycota, Eurotiomycetes, Chaetothyriales, Herpotrichiellaceae. The transcript has 2 exons. The record is from RefSeq and is a predicted model, not a curated record.
CUUGUUCAAACAUUCUCUCCUAGUUCUUGUCAUAUCCAGACGGUGAUGGACUGAUUGGCGCCUCCACAUUCGCCCGUGAUAGGCAUCUAUCGGACGCUGAAGCAUGGCGCCGAGUGACUACACUUCCGCGGGCUCUGGCAAACUCAAGCUCAAAGGCGUGAAGGACUCGAAGGUCGACAAAAAGAAAAAGAAAAAAUCCUCGUCCAAAGCCAGAGAAAACGAAGCCCCUGCACCGGAUCAGACGGAGGGCGAAGGGGCUGAUGAUCAGCUCAGGGAUCGGUCAGUCAUGCUGCGAAAGCUGGAGGAGGAAGAUCAAAUGAUUGCGACGGAGGCAGGGGAGAGAGCACAAAAGUCAAAGGCCGAUUCCGCUGGCGGUGAAAAUGACGCUGGGGGACUCGUCGAGGAUGAGAAAGGUGGGAUUGUCAAGACGGAAGCAGAGAGACGGUAUGAGGAGCAGAGACGGAGAAGGCUUGAGGAACGCUUAAAACGAGAAGGUGUCAAGACGCACAAAGAGCGGGUUGAGGAGUUGAACCGCUACCUGAGUAGUCUGAGCGAGCAUCACGACAUGCCGAGAAUAGGACCAGGCUAAUAUGGGCUCAAUCAAAUGGGUCCGAGAUUUGGGAUAAACUUGCAAUAUACUCCGUACAUGUUCUCAAACCGUUCGGGAGGACGGAGUUUUGCAAGGUCCCGUGGUUCUUCGGAGGAGCCGAGCUGUCACCACAAGCUCUUAGACCUAGCAGCAAAGAAAUAUCGGAAGAUUUCACUGGUCCUGAAGCCGGUCGUUGGGGUGGUCGGACGAUAUCUAGGGGACCUCGCAAGAAACCCCAUUCCAGAUGCCUUGGUGUGCGGUGGAGCAGGAUUGGAUUCCUCACAUAAUGGCAUGAUCGAGAAAACGUGUGGUGAACAAUGAAUCGGCUUGUCUUGUAAUUCCGCUGUAUCCUCUGUUUAUGUACAAUGUUACGUCCACCAACGG